CCUGGCAACAGGGUCAGCAAAUGGCCAGAUCAAACGACUAUUUGAAACGGUCACGAAAAUCAAUGAAAAGUGGGGACCCUUCGACAUGCAUUUGUGUGCUGGAGAUUUGUUUGGUGAACAGGAGGACUCUGAAGAAAUUGAACUCUUGAUUAAAGGUGACAUUAAAGUACCACUUGAUGCAUAUUUCAUGUAUGGAAAGAAUGAAAUUCCCUCAAAAAUAAGUGAACGAAUCAAGAAUAAUAGCGGCCAAGUUUGCGAAAAUCUCUCAUAUCUUGAGGGCGAAAGAGGUGUUAUUCUUACAACACAUGGCGCGAGAAUAGCCUACGUCAAUGGAAUACCAAAAUCCUCACAAUUCGAUUCAAUAAAUGGAGGCGUAGAUAUUUUUCUUAGUUACGAAUGGCCGAAAUGCAUAACGCGAUUUUCCAAUCAACAUAACAUUACAAAAGAUUUUCAAAAUUAUGGGUCACGGCGUGUCGCGGAUAUCUCAUUGUCGAUCAAACCACGAUAUCAUUUCGCUACUGCUGCAUCAAAAAAACAACUUUUGCCACUUGCAAUAAAUCAAAGUAAAGAAACAGAAAGCAAGUGGUAUUACGGGUUCAAUCUUGUCCCUUUUUUGCAUCUCGAUCAGACCUCUAAAAUUGAAAUACCAAUGAACAUCACUGAAUGUCCGCUUUCUGUCGCGCAGCCAAAAAAAGGCAAAAAGCGGGAUGAUGACGAAAAAGUAUAUUCACAUUAUUCAAACGAAUCUAAUUCGGAAAAAAAAUACAAAAAACAAAAGCGUGGAGAAAGAGGUCCACCACCUGAAAAAUAUGUUUGCCAUAUAUGUGACGAACCAGGCCACUGGAUUGACGAAUGUACAGUUAACAAAUGCAUCGAGUGUAAACAAAAAGGUCACUCAAUACAAACGUGUCCAAAUAAGAAGGACAGACCUCCGAAAGAACUAGGACCCUGUUGGUUUUGCUUGAGCAAUCCGAAAGUCUCCAAACAUCUCGUUGUUUCGGUAGGAACCGAAGUAUAUGUGGCUGUAGCUAAAGGAGGCUUAAUAGAUACAACAAAUAAAUUAGUCUCCCCAAUCAUACCAGGAGGUGGUCACGUAUUGAUUAUAUCUCUUGCACAUUAUGAAACGUUUUCGUCAGCAUCCGAAGAAGUCCGAGACAAGAUAUCUGAAGAAAUCGAAAAAUACAAAGAGAGCUUGCGAGAAAUGUUCAAUCAUUAUGGCGCCAAUCUAUUGACAUUCCAAGUAUCUGUGUGUGGAAAGCGUCACCAUGCUCAUAUACAAGUUGUUCCGGUCCCGAUAAAAUAUGAUUCUGAAUUCAUCAGAGAAAAAUUUGUUAAAGAAGCCAAAGCGGAAGGGUUCAUUUUUGAGGAAGGGCCUCCUUUGGUUGCUGAAGAUGAUAGUGAUAAUGAUGAAAGAUCUAAAGAAUGUAAUUUCUCUGUGGAAUUGCCAAACGUAUUGGCGAAUUUAUUUGAAACUCCUGAACGUGCAAGCUGGAAAGCGUGUUCCCUAAAUCAAACUAAAGAGGAACAAGAUCGCGAUCAAUUUCGCUCUGCUUUCAAAGAUUUUGAUUUUACAUUGAAAGAAUGA
Molecule: messenger RNA, 1585 nt
Organism: Ambispora gerdemannii
Lineage: Eukaryota; Fungi; Glomeromycota; Glomeromycetes; Archaeosporales; Ambisporaceae
Source: the annotation of a GenBank genome assembly